Molecule: messenger RNA, 1395 nt
Organism: Diaporthe amygdali
Lineage: Eukaryota; Fungi; Ascomycota; Sordariomycetes; Diaporthales; Diaporthaceae
Exons: 4
Coding region: 1-1395 (464 amino acids)
Biological process (GO): exocytosis; maintenance of cell polarity; endocytosis
Cellular component (GO): intracellular membrane-bounded organelle; cytosol; membrane
Molecular function (GO): sterol binding
Source: RefSeq, a predicted model, not a curated record
AUGUCAGCAUCUGCUGCUCCUCCGACGAUAGCCCCUGAUACAGAGGAAAACCACAGCGACAGCUCCAAGCUACGCAUCUUUAUUGGCAUCCUGAAGAAGUUCAUCGGUGUUGCCGAUCUCGCCUCUGUUCGCUUCUCUCUGCCCUCCCAACUUUUGGAGCCCACGCCCAACCUCGAGUACUGGAACUAUCUCGAUGCGCCCAAUGCAUUCAUAGCCAUCGGCACCUCCGACGAACCCGUCGAUCGCAUGUUGGAAGCUCUACGCUUCUGGUUUACAAAGGAUCUGAAGUAUGCAAAAGGAAAGCCAUGCAAACCAUACAAUUCUUGCCUCGGCGAGUUCUUCAGGUGCAAUUGGGAGGCCGAAGACAACGCCCCGAGGAUCAAGACCAAGGACGCCGCCGCCGGCGGCAGUAUCCCUGGCAGUGGUGCCUCCAGCCUGAAGUCUGGCAAGCUUGCCGGACUCGGCUCAGGUGGCUCACGAGCAGCCUCUACCGUAUCGGUUCCACAGACGGCUAAGGACCCAACAGCCCCGGUAGUGCGCAUCUCAUAUUUGACGGAGCAGACAUCCCACCAUCCUCCAGUCAGUGCCUUUUAUGUCGACUGCCCCGACAAGGGUCUUCAUGCCUGUGGGUUUGACCAGAUCAGUGCCAAGUUCACCGGCACGUCCAUCAAAGUCAGCCCGGGAGAGCACAACCUAGGCAUUUUCAUUACUUUAGAAAGAAGGAACAAUGAGACAUACCAGUUGAAACACCCCGCAGCUCAUCUGGGCGGUCUCCUCCGUGGGGCCCUCAGCGUGAGCGUGGGAGACAUGGCCUAUGUCACCUGCCCGCAGACAAAGCUGAAGGCAAUACUCAACUACUAUGACGAGGGAUGGCUGAGAGGCUCGACCAACAAAAUGGAUGGAAUUGUCUUCAAAUACGACCCCGACAACGACAACAAGACCAAGAUAAAGGAUGUGCCUGAAGAGGACAUUGUGGUAAGGUUACACGGUGCAUGGAAGGAGAAGAUUCAAUUCACGCUAGGCCCGAAGCCCUUUGAUUCUCACCCUCCAGAGGCAAGAACAACGAUUAUAGACAUUGAACCUCUCAGCGUGGCACCCAAGUGUCUCCCGCCCAUGGAACAGCAGCUCCCUCACGAGUCGCUGAAGCUCUGGAGUGGGGUGACAGAUGCCAUUGUCAGCAAGCAAUUUUCCAAGGCGACAACCAUCAAGCAGGAUCUGGAAGAAGCGCAACGCGAGAAGGCCAGGGAAAGGGAAAAGAAGGGGGAGGAUUUCAAGCCGGUCUUCUUCAAACAGGUGACGGGGAACGGCGGCCAGCCCGAGCUGACCGAGAAAGGCCAGGAGGUCCUUAGGCGAGCACAGAAGGCUGAGUGGAACAUGGAUGGCAUUGUGUCUUGA